UGCUUAGAACUUGUAGAAGAAGUAGCCAAGGAGUUGGGUAACCUUGAUGAUGAUGGUGAUGAUGAUGAAGUUUGUGCUUUAUGCUAUGAUAAAAUUUUGAAUGAAUUUUAUCGUUUGGAGUAUUGUGGCCAUGCUUACUGUAAAACAUGCAUCUUACAUUUAUUUGAAAAUUCUAGUGAUUUCCCAUUAAGUUGUGUGGGUUGCAGUGCACCAAUUGUGCUUGCUGAUUUGUAUUGGGCAACAAAGCAAGUCCAACUGCUGGAGAAAAUUGUUUUAAAAAAAUCAUUGGACUUCUUCAUCAGAAACAAGGAUGAUAUUAGUUAUUGUCCUAGUCCUGAUUGUCCUAUGAUAUAUAGAGUUGCUAAAGAUGGAAAGACUCUUUUUGAGUGUCCUAUGUGUAGUAAUGUUAUAUGUACUAACUGUGGUGAUUUAUACCAUUAUGGAAUGAGUUGCUCUUUAUACCAGUGUAGCAAACAUGAUGAUGAUUAUUCUUUAAAGGUUUGGAUGUUAGCAGAUGAAGCUAAUCGUAAGUUAUGUCCAUCUUGCUCUUCUCCAAUUGAAAAGAAUGAAGGAUGUAACCACAUGACAUGUUGGAAAUGCCGGGCUCAUAUGUGUUGGCUGUGCCUUCAAGUUUUCCCAUCUGCAUUAUUGGUGUAUAAUCAUCAGGCAUUUUGUCCUAAGCAGAAAAUGUAACAUGUGACAACAUACAAUGCUAUAGUUUUAUAUGAAAAUGUUACAUAAUUUUGAUGAGAAAAAGGUGAUAAGAAUUGCAACUUAUUAUUUGGAAAAGAAAAAUUAGGAUUUUAAUUUUUUAAAUUACUAUUCUAUAUCUUUUAGUAAUAAUUAUGAAGUAGGAUGGUUUAAAAAACUGCAUAAAAUUAUUUUCAGUAAAAAUCAUGCAGUUUCAGAUUUUUUGUAAUAAUUUUUUUAAAACUUGUUUCAAGUUAAAAUGUAGUGAUGCCCACUGCAAGUACCGUAUUUGACGGCAUAUAAGACGCACUUUUUUUUCUAAAUUUGGUCUCAAAAAAAGUUACCUGUGUCUUAUACGUGAAGGACACAGGUUAACUUUCAAUACUGAAUAUUAUUUUUAGC
Stegodyphus dumicola is the source of this 1092-nucleotide messenger RNA. RefSeq lists its product as uncharacterized. The record is from RefSeq and is a predicted model, not a curated record. NCBI's taxonomy places the organism in Eukaryota, Metazoa, Arthropoda, Arachnida, Araneae, Eresidae. Gene Ontology annotation, molecular function: zinc ion binding; RNA nuclease activity; ATP binding. Gene Ontology annotation, cellular component: intracellular anatomical structure.